Prunus armeniaca (apricot) is the source of this 432-nucleotide messenger RNA. Lineage: Eukaryota; Viridiplantae; Streptophyta; Magnoliopsida; Rosales; Rosaceae. The record is from the annotation of a GenBank genome assembly.
AUGUCUGGUGGAGUUACGGUUCCUUCAGUGAGCCAUGGCCAAGCUUUUGCACUCGAGUUCAUCGUCACUUUAAUUCUUAUGUUUACUAUAACUGCCGUUGCCACUGAUACCCGUGCGGUAGGGGAGAUGGCAGGUGUAGCAAUUGGUGCUACAGUAUUGCUCGACAUUCUUGUGGCAGGCAGGCCAACAACUGGGGGUUCAAUGAAUCCUAUCCGGACUUUGGGUCCGGCUAUUGCUGCAGGAAAUUAUAAGGGAUUGUGGAUCUAUUUGGUUGCACCCACAUUUGGCGCCUUAGCUGGAGCUGCUGCCUACACAACUGUGAAGCUCCCAGACAAUAAACCUCCAAACCAGAAUUUAGGAGGUGUGAGUGAUGUUGCUCUGAUACCGUUGUUGGUUUAUGUGUUGAAGGAGUUUAGAACAAUAGGACAAUAG